CUUCUGGAUCUGCCAGGGCUCCGCGGCGACGAGAAAGGGGAUAAAAUCCUUACCUCUGAGCUAAACAAAGCCGAUAUAAUCUUGUUUUUUACCAGUGGCCAACAAGGACGAGGCGUUAAAUCGAAUGACCUCGCAGAUAUUUUUCGACAGCAUGGACAGUUCGACGCUUCAUCAAGGCCUAGCCUAGUUCAUGUUGUAAAGGCUGAGGAAUUUAAAGAUGUCGAGAGACUGCGCGACGAGAACGAAAAAGCUCUUCUGGAAGAUGCUUGGCCGGUUUUCUUUGGCGAUGAUGAAAGCAAUAAAUGCUACAGGGAAGCCAGGGAGAAACUUCCUCAGCUCGGUGGAGAAGAGCUACUGACGAAGCUUAAAGAUGAGAGUAAAGUUCUUGUAUUUCAUCCUGAACACGAAGGUUUUUUGGAGCGCUUAAGAAAAAUCAUCAGCAGCCACGUUGAAAACGUAAUCAUCAAGAAGUCUUUCCACCCAUCUCUUAAGAAAGUCCAUAAGCUUGCGAAGGAGCUCAAUAAAGUAAUUUCCCAAAGUAGAGCAAAGGCUAAGGAGCCAGAGCAGAUAAAGAUGGAGCCAGAGCAGAUAAAGAUAGGCCAUCGCCCUCCCCUAGGGGUAUCAUCUGACGACAAAGGGGAAGAAAGCGUUAUUGAUUUGUUUAUUAGCUCUGAAGAGUUCACCCAGCGGGAAAACCUCGGAAGAGUCUUCAAAGGGUUUUUGUAUAAAUUUGAAACCAUUGAAUUUAUCAAAAAGCGAUUAGAGGUUUCCCUCAAAGAUUUCAGUGAGCGCCUUAUCACUUUGUUUGAGAAUAAUUACAAUUCUAAAUCAAUAUCGAUCGCAAGUGGCCUUAAAGAGGUUGUGGACGUGUUCUGCCAAAGCAAAAUUGAACUUUUUAGCGCGAAUAGAUUCAAACCCCUCUACUCCUCGAUUGUGAAAAAAAGGACGCCAACAAACGAUCAAGAGAAGAAGUGGCGGAACUCAACCGAGGAGAUGAGAGAAACCACGCUCAGAGACUAUUUAAAAGAUCUCAUCCACGAAGUCCUUGGUAGAUUGCUCAGAGAGCGAGGUAAAGAAGCAGAUAGUUCACCUUCAAAGGUAAGUGACUCACUGAUGGUUCGUGUGCAAGAUCUACUUGCUAUUACGUCCCUAGAAAGCAAACCUGAUAUUUCAAAGAUUCCCUUGAAAAAAGUGAUUGAUUUUUCGAGGGAGGCCAUUCGUAAGUACAAUCCACAUUUUGACUUGUCCACCCUUGACUCAUAUGAUCAUACCAAAGCUUUUCCUGAAGAAAUGAAGAUGCGUUCUCACGACGUGUUAAAGAUCGCAACGAAAUCUUCUCCCGAACAGAUUGUUAAAGACAUGGAACAGCAACUGUCGUCAGGAAGAGAUGACCUUAUUAGGGAACUAGAAAAAAAAUUAAAGCUCGAGAAACGUUCUCUAGACCCUCCCAGAACAAACCUAAAAGUGGAUGAAGGAAAGUGGCUGUCAGUUCUACUCACUGUGCUUAGUGACCAAGAUCAUUUUGAUGUUCCCCUUGACGAUAAGUUUAAAUUAGAUGAGAAAAGCGAAGCGUCACUUUUGAAUUUCGCUAGAAAGCGCCUUUUUGCCUUCCAAAAGUCACGUGUCAAGUGCGAAAUAGAGGUAACGAACUCCUUCCCUGAAAGAGAAAUUCACGUAGAGAAGCAUAAAGAAUUUCAAAACGUCCUCGCAGCUUCAAUGUCCACUUCAACAAGGAAACUGAUAGAUGAUAUCUGUACGAGCUUUACAAGUUGCCAGGUCCAACUGGCACCUAUAUUCAUUCCCACCAUCCGCCCCGGGCCAGAGCGUUCAAGGACAGGAAAUUAUUUUCUGGAAGAGAAUCCUUGGGAUGCGAGCGAGGAUGAAACGCCCAUAGAAGAAAACUUUGAAGGCAAGCUCAAAUUUAACAUUUUUCUAGUAGUAGAAAAGCAACAUUUGAAAAAAAUUAAGUCUACCAUACAUAAAAAGACUCUACCAUCGGAUAGGGAAAUAAAUUUAACGUACGUUGUCUUGCCUGGAAAUGGACACGGAAUUGGCGUCUCAAGGGCAGUAAUCAAAAGUCUUGCUGAAUGCUUCAAGUUUGAUCUCUACUGGACAAUCGAUGAUGACAUAAAAUUCAUGUACCAGUUCAACGAGGAUGACCGCAAAUGGCAUAAGUGUACGUUUGCCAGAGGACUACUGUUCGGUCAGCGAGUGUUCCACCACUGUCGGCAAACAACCUUUAAACAGCCUUCCCAAGAUGCCAUGGAUGACCUCCGAGAUCAAACUCAGGCGCUUUGGCCUGACCAGGCUAAAACGUCACAAACGUUCAGAGAAGCCCGAAGAUUACUUAGUGAUGAUACUAUAAAGAAAGUAAGGGAUAGCCCAGGUCUCUUACACUCUCCAUUCACUACUGAGAACAUAUCGAAAGAUUGUGAAAGAGGUAAAAUUGGCAGUGAUGAACUCAGCGAAAUUGAGAAAAAGUUUGUAGAGAGCUGCAGGAGCCUUUUAUUUAGUGAAGAAGUCAACCGCAUUGCUGGGGUUUCGAUCGCCCACAAAGCUUCACAGAGGUUUGAUAUCAUAGGUGUGCACCCAAGUGCGCAUUUCAUGCCAAGCAAACAGCGUUACCAAGUCGUUCUUCAUAACACAUGUGCUUUGAAAGAAGUGAACUAUGUCACCGACGACAUGAUUUUCCAUGAAGGUGAAAAUCAAGUCAAAGACCCAAACUGCCGCAACACUCCUUACUGGGGAAUUAGGCAUAGUGACAAGUCAUUCUGUCGUGCCCUUGAAGUCAAAGGUGUCACAGGAUUUCAGGUUAUCUGCGUCAACCACGAACACGAAAAAGAUUUAAUCAACGUUUUCCAAAGGAUUGGUCAUUCGUAUGAAGACUCGAACUCACCCUAUGGAAGUGACAAUCAAAAUUAUGCUUGAAGUACUGACUUAUCAUUACAUGACUACGGACGUCUGAGAAACAAUAAAUAACUCAACUAAGUAGUUUAAUAUUAUCUCCUUGCGGGACAUUGUUCCGAAUUAUCUAAGGUUAUUCGCCGAAGAAAUUUUGCCAUCCUAAACUGAGACAGCGGAGUUCUUCGAAGAUCUUUUUUCUGCGUUUCGUUUUGACGCUCCAUUCCCCAAAUUCAACUUUUUGGCUAUGCUUUGUAAAAGGCCAACUAGUUAACCUUCUGCCAAAUUUGGAUGAUUUUUGGCCCUCUGUGUGGUAUAUAGUCCCUGAAAAGCUCCUGUACACUAUUCUUAUCCUCGAAUGAAGUAAAACAGUAGAAGCUAGCUUGAUUCGCGUUCGUUGAACGGAUGGUAACGUCGAACUUUAUGACUAUUGUCGCUCAUAGUGUUAUAAUUGCAUGCAUCCCGACCAGAUUCAAACACAGAUUGCAAAAACAAUUGUAAAAUAAUUUCGGGGUCGAUCUCGCAGAGGGCUUGACUAAUGCUCGAUAAAUACUGAAUGCUUCAAAAACAUUCUUAAUACUGGCACUUUCAUGCGAGGGCCUGUCUCUGAGCCACAUAUGAAAGGAUAUUCUAACCGUGGGAUACCUUGAGGGGCACCAGAUUUUACAGAGCAAAUGAUGCUCACGGGUUGAAAGGAAGUUGAGUGGAGUUUGGUCACCUUGAAAUAGAGAGGUCGUCAACAAUGUUAAUUGUUGAAAAAAAAUUCUCGAAAAAGAUUACAAAAACAACAGCAGUAACCUCAUGUGUAAUAAAGUAAAAUAGACUUAAGAAGUUAAUUUUGCUAUAUGGUAAGAACGCUGAACGUAAUUUUAUUUUCAGUAUUUUAUUUAAAUCAAGAGAAUAUUAUCUCUUUUCUAAUUAAAUAUAUUUAAGUCGAUUAGCUGUCUAACUUUCAAGUUUUAAUUUGAACGCAAGAAAAGAACCCCUGAUUCGGUUGUCUGUCCAUGAAUGUUAGUUCUCAGUUGAAAAGGUCACGUGUCGUCUUAUUCUUACCAGAGAGAUUCCUACUUAAGUUAGCUGCAGUUCGAUUAAUAAUUUUAGUUUUCAUUGGGUUAGAAAUUCAUUCCUAUACUGAGAUAUUCUCUCACGUUUAGUGUGGGUGUGUUUUAAUGUACAUGUAAAGCAUUUUACAACUUUGGUAAUUUUCUUAUAUCUACUUAGUGUUAAGGUCUAGACCUAGAGUAUCGUUCUGGAAGGUUAUGAAAGUUUAUAACAAAAAAAAAAGAUCAAAAAACGAUUAACAAUGGUAAUAAGACUGAAUGGAGUCCAACU
This is a messenger RNA of Pocillopora damicornis (cauliflower coral), 4233 nucleotides long. RefSeq lists its product as uncharacterized. NCBI's taxonomy places the organism in Eukaryota, Metazoa, Cnidaria, Anthozoa, Scleractinia, Pocilloporidae. The record is from RefSeq and is a predicted model, not a curated record.